UAAGUUAAUUUUAAGACAGGUCCACCUAUUUCAGCGGUCGAUAUUUACAAGAGAAUUCUUACCACUCUAUGGUGAUGUGUAUUCUACAUUAUCGACCAGACCUGUAAUACGAUUUGCGGAUUUCUUCCAUAUUAUGCCUCACGGGGUAAAACUGUUUCAGUAGUUCUCAUUUCUUUUUAAUUGUCAAUUUAAAUUUCACUAUCGAUACAAUCAUCGAUUUUAGAUAAUAUAAGUAUAUCAGAAUGAAAACAAAAAUAAGAAUUUUACAAGUACUAACAGGAAUUAGGAGCUACUAAUGUAACAAUACAUCAAAAAUUCACAUCAUUCAUCUUGAAAUAAAGAUAAAAACAUUUUUAUCGAUUAUGUUAACAUCACCAUUGAAGUAAUCGAUCUGUCACAUCACUGAUCGUUGGUCAUUAGUUGUUAGACUAGAUCGACCAUAGUGUCAAAGACAAAUAAGAGAAAGGAGAAGAUGAGAAAAAGAAGCAGGCGUUGGCCUACCUGUUUUCUCGCUCUCGUUAGGCUUAAAUUUGAUAAGCCGUGAUAGCGAUGGCAGCGAGGAUCGUGUGUUAGUGCUUUCUGGUCGGUGUUAGUGGACAUGGUAUAUAUCCGGCAUCAUAAGUGGCCACCUCAUAUGGUCAAUCUCGUAUUACGUCUGGGCUAACUCGGACAACACACUACACAUCGGGUGACACACUUUAAGGUAAACGGUACAUCACAUUUUUCCUUAGUAUAGUCCAGAACGCUCCUUAUGGAGGAGAUUUUUAAAUCUAUUAAUUAUGGAAUCGUAGAUUAUCGUUUUGCUAAUGACUAUUAAUGGCGUGUAUUCAUUAUAUCGAUAAAAAGUUAUUAAAGAAUAAAGAUACAACACGCAUUUUUAACGACAUAAGUUACUUACGAAAAGGAUUUUUAAGAUCUGCGACUGUUUAAUAAAAAUGUAAUAAAAGUACCGAUUUCCAAAGUUUUGAAUUUUGUCUCUAAAGCAAUAUAAAUUUCCUAAUAUUAAAAAUUAUUUAGAAAGCCUGAAAAAGCUUGAUUAUAUUCAAUUUUAGAUUAACCUAAUGGAAUAUUCUGAACCAUAUAUUUUUUACAGUCAGCCAGAAGUCGCGGGGAUUUUAAAUCGUAAACUUCGAAAGGUGUCACCCGUUGUGCACGUAAUCGACGCACACCUUCGUGCAAUCAGCAACGGGCGACCAUCUUAUUACGGGUGUGUGGUACAAACAUGGGUAGCAAAGUGUAAACCACCAUUAUUAUUAGCGAAACGUGUAAUAAGAGACAUUCUGCGCCAGUUCGAGAAAGAAUACCGAAACACAAUGGGGAUAUUGCAGACGCUGCCUUGAACAAUAUUUUUCGAGGUUAGGCAUAAACAUCAAUUAGAUCGAAAUUGUUGCUUUUAAAAGAAUAAUCCACCAUGGAUGGCCGAUUGUUUCCAUCAAUAUCGAUUCGAUCUCAAUGGCGUCAAACAACGAUGAAAUUACAAAGCAAAAGGAGAAGAUUGGUAUCACGCAAAACAUCCUGCCGAAGUGGUAAGCCAACGGAGCGUAAAAUGAAACAUUGUUCGUGGUACCAAUUUGCUGGGAAUUAAUUAAAUACAAAUUUAACACUUUGAAGGGAAAAGAGAACCCGAAGCCAAAAAACAGGUUAAGUGGUUACAUUGUUCUUUGUUAAAUGGAAUCGCGAUGGUCGCAUCGAUGACGCAUCAUUCUUGUUACAUUUUAACAUACACUAAUAAUACUUUUAUUAAUUUAGAUCUUUCCAUCUUUCUUUAUAUGAGUUAGGAAUAUUUUCUUAUUAUUUAGUUUAUUGUUAGAUUUAUUAUAGGUAUAAUUUAUUAUUUAAUAUAUUAAUUAUUUUUUACUGUUUCCUUCACCAUAUUUAUUUUGUUCAUGAUUAUUAAUAAAUAUUCGCCUUGAAAAGUAGAUAAGAAAUACAUAUAAAAUUGUUGUUAACAUUUUUUAAGCUUUGGCGAACUUAUCUUAACGUACUUUACUAAUAAAUAUAUUUUUAUGCUUUUAUAGAGAUGCUUUUAUAAAUAUACUUUUAUAAUUAUAUAUAUCUAAGUUAUAAUAUCUAAUUAAUAUGAUCAGUAAGUAUUUAACUCUCAUAUUGAAUUUAUCACAUAAACUUAUAUACUUAUAUACUUGUGUGUGUAUGUUUCAUUGAGAGAUGAAAGGAGAAUGAAAGGUUUUAAGAAUUGAAGCUCUUGGUCAGUAGAUUCACAUGGUAUAAACCUGCUACGGGGAAUCCUAAUGUUGCACCUAGUGCAAUAAAUACACGGCAACACAGCAAGCACGAACGUUUAUAGAUGAAUGAUAGUAACAAGAUAAUGUCACAAUGGACCAAAAGGUCUUUAUCGCGUAAAGUUAUAUAAUCAGCGAGCUAUAAAGAAUUCACGGUCGUAAACCAUUGUGCGUAUCUUACUCAACGUUUAACUCUCCCGCGAUUCACGCGUAGUUUCUUGUUUAUGGAUCAAUAAAUUUGGCGAAGUGGAGAGGAAUGGAAGGGAUAAAUGAAAUCUAACAUCGACCAUGACAUUUACUGGAGUCACACUUUCGGAAUUAUCGGUUCAAUUACAACGCUUUCCCUUCUAUUGCUUCUUUCUAUCAAUUUUCUCAAUUAUUAUUAUUUAUUUUUAGUAUUUAUUUAAUAUCCUAAAUUUUCAUUUCUAAUGGAGAAACACAGAAUUCAAACUGUAUAUGCAUUUAGAAUAAUUCUUCCGUGUUAGCAAAUAAACGAAAUAAACCAAAUUUUCAAACUAAACCGAGUGUUGCAACGAUAGUUUGUUUUAGCAAUUCCCAUGCCUGGUGAGGGAUCAGCGGCGGAAAAAAAAGAAACAGAGGAGGAACGACUACAAUGCUUAGACCACGAUCAACGCGCCAAUAUUUUAAACACGGCCCCUUAACUUCGCAGGUUCUUCUUUUCCCAUAUGCACUCCUAAUCACAAGUCGCAUCGGCAGAUAUAGCGUGUACCACGAUGCACCCCGUUAAAUCUCGAGAGGGAAUCGAGAGCGAGGGAGAGUCGAAAAGGGAGAAAGGAAGGAAAGACGAGGAGGAAGAGAGAAGUAAAAGAGAUAGAAUGGGAAGAGCCGGGGUUGUAAGCGACACGAUAGAAGGAGAGAGAGGACAUGGUGGCUCGAGGAGGAACGUUGGGGCAACGUAAGAGGAGGAGGUGGUGGCGGUCGUAUCGGAGGAGGUGAAGGAGGAGGAGACGGUGGAGGAGCAGAACAGAAGGAGAAGGGGAGAGCGACAUUCCAGAAGGCGGCGGCGGCGGUGGUUCUCGUGGGAAACCAAAGAGAGAGAGAGGAGAGAGAUCUCGUCUCGAGGAGAGGUUGCGAGCCUUAAGGCACCGUUCUCAUCUCCCGACAAGCGCGACAAGACCGCCACAGAGAGACUCCUGCCUCCGAUGCCGCCGACAAUCGUCGAAUUUAUGAUUUCAUAGAGACACCUGGUUUGGCCUGGUUUCGGAGGAGUGUUUGCGUCGAAGACUGACAAGGUAUCCGAAGGUAAUAGAAUUUCAGGCAUUCGUCCUGGGAAUUUAUCGUUCCAUUAACUCAAAUGCCCUGUAAAGGAAAUUGGAUAUAGCAUUAUUCAGUGUUCCGAGCCGCGCGAACAUUUAUGGGUACAUAUGAUAUAUUAGUGGCAGCAAGCGAUAGCUGCACCCUCGAAUGCGUUCACUUCUUCUGUUUAUUAAGCAAGGAUCGACUACUGCGUUAUUCCUCGCCGAUAAAGCGGCAUCGAUGCACCGGGUUGGUCGAACGUAACGUGAUUCUUCGCUGCAGAACGAAGAAAAAAGAAGUGAUUACGAUAAGGAACCUGGGCCUCGAUCGCGUUGCUUGCAAGAACGAACUAGAUCGAUGGAUCGAGAUUACGUCAAACGUGUUGAAACACGUGUAUAUGUAUAAAAUAAUUUAUUUGAAACAAGUUGCAGAUUCGUUUGUAUCAGGUUUCUUUGUAAGGUAAAAUGCUAUUUAAAUGUGUUGAUUGGAGUACAUUUAGGUUUAUACGUUGUACAAGAUUGAACGAGGAAGCUCUAACAAGAUGUUACAGAGAGACUGUGAAUCGACCCUUAGGGUGAAUCUUCACGAAGCACGGGACAAGUGAUUUCAAGCCAAACGAACACACGAGGAGAGGAUGAUGUUUAAGCCCACGAGGUUUUGGAUCAUCGCGAAUGAUCGAAGCUCGUCUGUCCCCCGGCAUAAUUUUCCCACAGGGUUCUUUUCAGGAAUGAAUCGACAAAAAAUUUAAUUUUUACUGAAUACAUAAGCCUUUUUGUAUGCCAUUUACAAUUUUUUUUAGCGAAUCUCCAUUCCUAGUUUCCAACAAAUCUACACGCUUUAUCCUAUAGAAAGGAAGAAUGUGAAACAAGCCAAAAGAAAACAAAACAAUUGAUAAAUUUUACAUUACUUAAACAAUGAUGAAUGAAUAGAUACACACGAAACUAAUAAAGAUAAGGAACAAAUUGUAUUUAAAGAAAACGUCUUUAACACAUUAUUUCAUUGAAACAAUUAAGAUAAGAUACAUGAAACACAUCCAUAGAACUCGAUCACACAGCAGCAACUGUUUGAUUCUUAAUACAUUAAUUACUCGUUUAAUGUGUGGCUGUAUCGUGAUAGGCAGCUGGGACAUUUUAAAUAACAGUCUCUUUAUCUCAUGCAUGGUUACCCGCCAUGCAAUGACAUCAGAAUUGACAACAACUUGUCGUCGUGACGGUUGGAUGUUAUAUAGUGGCAAUAAAGCAGCUCAUUAUUAUUAUUACGAUCGUAAGUCAAACUAGGCGUCUGAACUGCGUGCUUUAUAGCACGAUAAUCGGUCAGCGUGCGUAUCGGUAUCGCCAACGACAUGCACGCGCUUGAUUAUGCGAAAGGAUAACGUCCAGUUAAACGACGUUCAGAAAUUCAACACCGAUUCAUUGUCGGGAAUAUCCAUUUCUCUGACCGUUGACGUCGCACUACCGUAUCCUGAGUCUUCAUCCUUGCUCUUGUCGAGUGGCGAUCGCUCUGCUCAUACUUCCGUGAAACCUUCGUCAGGAAAUAUUAUUGAUUAUAGCGAGUAUUAUUAGCUAUUAUUGCUAUCAAUACAUAGGAAAAUUACUCGUAUUAUGCAUGAAAAAUUAAUUGGGAUCGCAUCAUUGAAGUUAAGGAUUGAAAGCAAGUAGCUGCCAAUUCUUAUAUGAUUUCUUCAGAAAAUUACUUGUUCAAAUCUACGAGGAACAAUUAAAUAUUCAACUUGUAAUUUGCUUUGAAGUAUUCUGUAAAAAGUGCACAAAUUCUACCUUUUUCACUAUUCCCUUACAUAUAUAAAUAUAUUAUAUAAAAUAAACUUAUACUUUCAAAUAUGUAAUCACAUAUUCCAAAAAUUUCAUUACUUCAAAGGAUACAGGUAUUAACAAUUAAAAGCUACUAAAGUCUCUAAAGAAAUACAUAUCCUUGGAAAUCUAAAAUACUACUAACAUUCCACGUCGUUAACCAGUUUCCAGAAAGUUCCUGCAUCCCUUCAUCAAACAUUCGCAGCAUUCUCCUCGUCAAGUUCAGGACACGAAGUUUCGUCAACGAUGUCACCGGAACACUUCGGAUGAGACAAAGAUACCUGCAAUUCCCUUCGUGCUGUCAAAGAAGCGUACUCCAUUAUCAGAAGUUUCCUUGAUCCUGUCAGAAACGUGUGUUUCAGCGAGCAAGACGUAAGUCACGUUCACAUCGUCGAGGAGUCCGGUACCCGCGAACACCAUACCGCGACACAAUACCUCACGGAUACACGCACACGUACGCGUGCUUUUAAAACAGUUGUGCCGCCUAUAUUCCCUCCGGGAAGAAUCCAGAGGGAGUCGGUAAGGUUGGCGUGCGACGGGCUUCGUCGCGAAUUGGACUUUCAACCAUAUGUUUCUACGUGUCCUUAAAGAUCGCUGGACGUUCUCCACGUAGGACUGGAUGCGGGACUCCACACGCCAGCUCCUCUAUCGGCAAAAAUCCACCCGGUUCUCGGAUGUGGACGUCUUUGCAAAUGAUUUUUGUCGAUGACAGUGCUGCUGGGUUCUCACCGUGGGUGCUCACCGGUGAGCAUCCCUCGCACACGCACUCCGCGUAUUUGCGUACCCCGAAAUAGCCGUACCCUCCUCCCUGCUUCGUCAGACGGCCCAGGGGACGAGGAUGAGGACGCUGAAGAGGUGGACCAAGCAGCGAGGCCGGGGCGAGGGGGUAGGAACCGAGCGUGUAUACCGCAAAACCAGUUCGCUGAAAUGAAAUUUUAUAGUCCGCCUUGUGGACCGGGAGGGGCAUCCGCGUCACCGAACAUACGUGGGAGCUGCUAUACAUCGGGCGCCCGGCCCCACGGCUACGGUCCUGCCAGGACAAAUGCCUCCGCUACGUGGAUCACUCCGAUCACGAUCUCGAGCGAGAAGACCCAGCGGGUGGCUCGCGUCACGAGAAUGCAGCUCGUAGCGGCGAAGCUCAUUACGUUGACGUGUGCGUAAGAACUUCGUACACGCGAUGUAAUCGCGCUGAUGAAACUGACGCGCGGAAUGAUGCGCUACACGGCUCGUCAUAUUGAAACAAUAGAAAAAGGAGGAAAGAAAAAAAUGGCAGCGGUGUAUGGAGAGUAUCUAUCUCGAAGCGCGGAACGGUGCUGGUUUAAAUCGCGCAGGAAGAUCGGCCAGAGAUUACGUCGCGUACGGCAGCCACUCAAGUGUCGCAGUUGCACGUCGUUAAUGCGAGGCAGGUGCUAACGCGGAGAGAAAGAGACGACAGGGAGAAGGUGGCGGUGAAGGAGAAGAAGAGAAGAUGCGCCCGGAUCCCGUCCUCCCCCUAAUUGACAAAUUGGAAUCUUAUUAGAAGCUCGUGAUGCCGGAGGUACCCGAGGCAGGAGGAGCCUCGAGGCCUCUCUCGUUGGCAGGGAAGAGAAAGACCGAGUAGCGUAAAGGAGAUAGAGAAAGUGAGACAGGUAGCGACAGAGUAGCCGUGAAAGACGAGGAAAGAACGAGGGGCAUAAUGCGUGGAUGGCACGACACUAACAGGUUGUACGGCCCACAGUGGAACGGAGAGAAGAAGUACCUUAUGCUCGGCCUGCCGGCCGGCAGGCGAAUGCCACCCAGGAAGCGUUCGCGCGUGCGCGAUCUGUGUGGCCUCGGCUGGACUCGACCACCGGGCCCAGCCGAGGACGCACGAGCUGGGCCGAUUUAGCACGAGGACGCCCGAAGCCGACGUGUGCUGGCCCACCCGGUAGAGCGCGCGCGUGCCGCGUCCUGUGUGGUCUUACGUUCGCUUCUUCGCUCUUCCUAUUCUUCCUUACUGGCUCUUCCCUCUCCGUUACGCUCUCGUCGCGUCCUUUUUCUCGCUCCUCUCUCUCGGUUUCACCUUCCUCCUUCUCUGUCUUUCCCGCAUUCCAUUUUUUUUCUUACUCCUCGCGUCGUCCCUCUUUUUUUUUCUUCUUUUGUUUCUUGUGCGCACUCUUUUUUCUCUUUUUCUACGGAUUCACCGCGUUUUUCUCGUUUUCUCGCUGCUUGCACGUCUCUCCUCUCUUUCCACCAUGGAAUUCUUGCUUGUUCCACUGCGAGAACUUCUUGCUCAACUUCGCUCUCCUUCCCAGCCGACUGCUGCUCUUCGCUGCUCCGAGACACGGCUACGUGCUCGUCGUCCUUUCUCUCCUGGCGGAUCGCGGGGUUCGCCCCCACCUUCUCCUUCGACUGCGACGCUGCUACACAUGGUCCACGCUGUCUCUUGGCUCCGUCCGGGCCGCGAAGAUGAGGUGGCCCCGAAGACGAACACUGAAGGAGGGUGGAGGUGCUGACAGUGGCGUCUAAUGUGGUGAUCUACGUAAAAGAGCUACGCUUGAAAGGGGCCAUGCGUCUCCAUUAUUGCUAUUCGUCGCGAGAAACGGUUCCUCGUGUCACGUUCACAAGAGCCAUGUAGAAUUUUAUCUACGUCAGUGGGCAAAGAAAGGAGAUGAGGUGGUUCCGAUCCAAGCUCUGCGCCGUCUUGCUUUUUCACUCCCCUCGGAACUUCUCGGAUUAUUAAUCCAGCGACGAGAGAGGAUCCGUGGCGUUCGCGGAGAUUAUGGGCUCGAGAGCAUGGCCAAGGUGCUGCUACGUUAACAAGCAUCAAUAGGCCGAAAGAGGAACGAGAAGGCGCAGGGAUCGUAAAAUGUGAUUCCGAGGAUGAAAGAUCGCGUUUUGCUCUGUCCCUUUAUCUACGCGAUAUCCCUUCGACAAAGUAGCGAAACGGGAGUAUACGUGCAAAAUUGAUCCGUAGGCGGUACACCGAAUCGAUUUGAUUUUAUAAAUGGCUUUUGGAUUCUUCGUUGGCCAUAUUAUUGUGAACAGAUGUAAUGUAUUUAGGAGAGAACAAUCGUAUGGAAGAUACGAGGAAAUAAUAAAACCAUUAAGAAAGAUUCUGCUAAACAACAUCUAUUCCACUGGCGAAGAAAUUAGAUUCAAUAACUUAAUACUUAUUGGACAUAAGGCAUAGAGUUUCAUGUUAUGUUAAUAUUUUUUUCAAAUUGAAUAUUGUAUUUGAACCAAAUGGAAAAUCUUCACUUCUAUUUGUGUGCAAAAGCUUGAUUGCAGGCGGAAGAUGGACGAAGAAUCGAAGAGGUUGUUCGUCACCAGGAAUUCGGGGAAUCGAGGAGCGUCGCGUUUAAUAAGAUCCCGGGAGUCUGCCGACACGGCGUAGGAAUGUGACAAAAGUGGUAAUCGGGCGAAGCGACGAAGUACAAGCCAGCUGGAACAAGCGGCAUGAGGAAAGAAGAAGUAAGAUCAAGAAAAAAAGAAAAUAAGAAUGAAACAUCGAAAAUUGUAAAGAAGAGCGAAACUUGACGAAGAAGCGAAGGUCACAGCCCACCCUACGUCUCGAGAUGUACACGCUGCCGCCUCGGGGGUAGAGAAGACACGGUCAUUGAGAAUCUUGGCGCAACGCGCGGUACUUUCUUGGAGCGUAAAGUCCCCCUCCGAGAAGGCGAGAGAGGGAACCUUUUGGAGGAGAGAAGGAGAGGCGAGUAACAAGGUAGAACGUUGUUGCGACGACAACGACGACAACGAAAAGGACGAAAAGGAAGGAUCAAUCGAACGCGAAGAGGGGCAAAAGAGGAGAUCGGUACGUAAAAGGAAGAGGGACAGGCUGCGUGGCAAAGAAGCCGAAGAAACGGAAAGAUUCGAAGGAGGAAGGAGCAACGUUGGCGAAUAAAGAGCGAGAGGAAGAGAGGCGAACAAGUAAGAGAGAAGAUAGGCUACGAUCAAACCGAAUCGAACGAGGAGAAAGUUGAAAAGACUCUCUUACUCUCUCCUCCUUCUUACCCUCUCUUUUUAUAUAUUCCUGUCUUUGUUUAAUCAAUUCGAUCUCUGUCCAGCGCGGUGCACCUGUCUUCGUUUACCUCGCGCACGCCCCGCCCCGACCAAUCGAGACUCUUGGGGCCUAGUGACGUCGCUAACGCGCACUACAAGGCCCUGUCGUGGUGGGGCCAGUAUCAUCUCCCCACUACCUGGAAGAUCGGAGGCCGUGAGAGCCCCACGGGGGCCAGCAGCUAGCUGCAACCAGCGCCAGCGGCCCGGCCGGCCGUUGGCCACCUUGGUGGGGGCAGGAAGAGGGGCACCCUGCUGCCCAAGAACAGACCGAAGGAACAACGCAAGGGUACCUACUGAAACCCAUCCCGCAUUUCCCACCACUGACUCGUCCGGAAAACGUGCGCCACAGAGCUUCCGGACUACUCGGAUAUCGAGUUCAGUCAAGUGAGUCAGAUCGAUCGGGUACACUGGCAAAGAGUUCGACAUCUCGGACCGCUAUCGUAUCGAAGGAAAGUUUCAUCUCUGUUUGUCGUCGGUUUUGCGCGUUCCAUUCAAUUGCGCGUGGUUUGAUCUUGGAGAGCGUGGUUCGAUCUUGGAGAACGUAGUUUGAGAAAUUUUCUUUCUCACGAGGGUGUGUGGUGUUACGGUUAGCCGAUUAAGCAGCAUAGCAAUGGCUCCUGUUGAUUUCUGAUGUACGAUGAAAACAUUUGACACUAAAGCAAGCUUGGAAUAUAUCGUCGCAUUAUCGCUGACGCGUGAUAGUUAACGCGCACCACCCACAGGUGGACAUCGAGCCUUCGUUGACUAGCGAUAGCAUACACGAACCAAUGUCACAACCACCGAUAGAAGGGAUAAAAAGAGAAAGGGAAGUCGAACAGUGAGAGAGGAUCUCCCCCUGGAGGCUCUCGUGCAGUGGCUCUCGUUUAUAGUUUCUUAUCGCGGCGAUCGAUUACCAUCGACGUGUAAUAAUCCUUCGUAAUCCUAGUGGAUUAUUUUGGCUCUCGCGUGUGGUGAUUAGACGCAGCUACGACGGUCACAACGGUGAUAAGAGUGCGUGCAGGGGAGGUGUGUGAUGCCCUGGUUAUGGUUAAGCGUGAGUGAGGUCAGUGGCAAGAGGAGGAGAAGAAGGACCGGCAGCUCGUCAAACGCGUCGUCCUCGUCGUCGUUGUCUAGGUCGUCGUCGUCGUUCUGUCAGCCGUGGAGGAGGAGGAUACCCGGCGGCGGUGGUGGUGGCGAGGACUCGGUGGUACCGUCGACGUGCUCGACAAACACGAGCGCAGCAGGGUCCGCGAGGUGCACGAGGUACCAGUGACCGAACAGGGUCGUCCUCGAGGCAGAGCCACGUGAUUAUGGUGCACCAUCAUCAUCGUCGUCGCGGCCUUCAGGCGAGCAAUCAUUGCACGAUUAGGAGGCGAGGAACGACACCCUCGCUGCUCCAGGUGUUCCUGCUGAUACUGUGCAUUUGGCUACCGCUGCUGGACAACGGUGGCCUCGUUCUGGCUUGUGGACCGGGCAGGGGCGGUGGACGACGUCCUGGUCUAAGGAAACUCACGCCUCUGGUGUUCAAGCAGCAUGUGCCGAACGUUAGCGAGAACACGCUGCCGGCCAGCGGGAUCAGCGAGGGUCGCGUGUCCAGGCACGAUUCCAGGUUCCGGGAUCUCGUGCCCAACUACAACGCAGACAUCAUCUUCAAGGAUGAAGAGGGCACCGGAGCCGAUCGGCUGAUGACACAGAGGUGUAAGGAGAAGCUGAACACCCUGGCUAUCUCGGUAAUGAACCAGUGGCCGGGAGUGAAGUUAAGGGUGACAGAGGGUUGGGACGAGGAGGGAAAACACGCGACGGAUUCGCUGCAUUACGAGGGACGUGCCGUCGACGUGACGACGAGCGAUCGGGAUCGCUCGAAAUACGGAAUGCUGGCGAGACUCGCUGUCGAAGCUGGUUUCGACUGGGUCUACUACGAGUCUAGGUCCCACAUUCACUGUUCUGUCAAGUCUGAAUCAUCGUCAGCGGCGAAAUCCGGAGGUUGCUUCCCGGGCAGAAGCUUGGUGCGAACGGCGGACGGUUCCUCGAAGCGGCUGGAUCAAGUGCAACUUGGUGAGCGAAUCGCAGCCCUGGACUCGCACGGUGACAUCGUGUACAGCGAAGUAAUAGCCUUCCUGGACCGUUCAUUCGCCGAGAGGCGACAAUUCGUCCGAUUGACCACCGAAUCUGGUCGAGUUCUCACCCUGACACCAGCUCACCUGGUCCCGGUCGAAGGCAGAUCCACGGUAUUCGCUGGCAGAGUUCAGCCAGGGGACAAGAUCCUGGUAAGAGACCCAGCCGAUGAAAACGAGGUUCAGCAUCGUCUACGAUGGGACAAAGUAAUCGACAAUCGAUUGGUUCUCGAAGAAGGCAUUUAUGCUCCUUUAACGAUGGAGGGAACGGUGUUAGUCGACGAUGUGGUCGCUUCUUGUUACGCGUUCGUAGACAACCAGGAACUGGCUCACUUCGCGUUCCUUCCGUACCGAAUGUGGAGCGCUGUGAGAAAAUUUUUCGAAAGGAGGCUCCUGGAAGCAGAGGACCUCAGGUACACGGACGCGAGGCAGGACUCGAGAACGGGGCAAGAAGGCAUACUUGGAUAUGCGUCCUUCCUCUAUUGGAUCUCCUCGUACGUCACGCCAUCGAGGAUACUGUAUCAGUGAGACGAGGUCGAUCGAGAGGAUUUCUUCUCGGCUUUUAUCUUUCUUUUUUCGUCGAACGGACUGCGAAACGCGUCCGCGAGUGCCCCACGUGGAGUCAGGCGAAGGAGGAUUUCGAAGGAUGUGGAAGAUCGUUCGAGGUCUCUUGACAAGAAUGCACGUGUACAGGGGAAAACGAUGUGGAAGAACUGAGGUGGAAUCGGAAUGGAAUUGCAGAUUUACUUCGUUUUGGAACCCAAAGAAUUUGUUCCUCUUUCUUCCUUGGAAUAUACGAGAGUUUGCAACAAGUAGAAAACGAAAAUAUAACGUAGCUAGAAAACUAGUACUUUUUGGAUUCUACUCGUGUUAACCCUUAAUCACAGAUGUUGGUGCUUUUAAUAUUACCAUGUACCAAUAUAGUCCCUUGGAUUAUUUAUUAAAUCUCUCUGUUUUGAAUUAGAAUAGAAUUGAAUUAGAAUUAGUUAGAAAACAAAGGACGAGGCUUCUUAGAAUGGAAGAUGAUCAAGUGUUGAAGCUUUUAAAAUUGCAUGCUAAAUUGUGGUAAUGAUAUGAAAACUUACAUUUAGUCUAUAGUUGAGAGUUAAACAACCCCAUAUGUUACGAAAGGAAGCCACAAAUUCAGUGUGUCUCAAAACAAAGUUGAACCGAAAUGAUAAUGAAAGUAAGAUAGAAACGAACGAAUGGACGAAUACUGGACGACGUGAAAGGUCCACGCACGUGUUCCUGUAUCGUAAAAAGAAGAGAUCCUGGUUGUUAAUAAUGGAAUAAACGAACGAAACGAUCGUUUGUCUCUUUCUGUUGAAUUUUUAUUCUAGGAUCGGAUUUCUUCUUUUUUUUAUUCAUUUUUCAUCGAGAAAUGUACUCGAUGCGUGGACUGUGCGCGUAGCUCGAAGUCGAAGAUGCAUGCAGAAAUGAAAUUUGUUCUGGCCAGUGACCUCUCCUCCAUUCAUUGAAUUAACUUGUAGUAUACUAGGUAUUAUUAUCGAGAGGAUGGAGUUGAAACGAAGCUUUAGAAGCGAAGAAGCUUGUGCUCUUGGUAUAGUGUGUGUAUAAUACGAAUAUAUAAUAUAAUUAUUGUAAUUUUCUUCAUUUUUGGCUUUCUCUGUCUCAUUUCUGUCUGUCUGUCUGUCUCUCUCUCUCUCUCUGUCUCUAUCUGUCUGUCUGUGUCUCUCUCUCUCUCUCGCUCUUCCUCGACGAAUUUUAUUUUUGCGCGCGAAUCGUGUUUUUUCGGAUUAUGAGAUGGAUCUUUUACGAAGCCCGGUUAGAAUGGAACUUUGCGACGAAUUCGUCGAUAAGUCGAACGAAAGGGACAUAGUGCGUGUUUGAAAUUUAUUUAUGGAACUUUUGUUAGGAUGAAAGGGUCGAUGUUCGACGAGAUGCUUGGAAUACUUGAGAAGUAUGCCCCGUUUUGUACUUUGUGACGCGAGUGAAAAGUAUUUGGCUGAACUUAUGUAAAAAUAUGUUUUGUUAUUUUUCAUGAAAUACGCGAUAAAAUAUUCGUGUUCAUUCGUGCCACGUAUUCUGUGAAAUAAUUGAUUUUUAUGUGUUCACGGUUCUGCGUUUUAUCGUUCUCGUAAAAUACGUAUACGUCCCAUAAAUUUUCAGAACAGGUUUUAUCAUGUUCGUGAUUUAUUUCUUGACGUCUUGAUCAAAGUUUUAAUAAUAUUUUAAUAUUUUUCAAUAUUUGGAAAAAGAACGGAGGAUUUUAGAGGAUCAUUUCGGUCUGUGUGUGUAAUUACUUUUUGUGAUUAUUGGAAGUAUAAGUAUAAUUGGAAGUAUAAUUGGAAGUUCAUACGGAAAAAAUAUUAUUACAUGUACAAAAUUUUUAAGACUUUUUUUAUUAAAAAUUGUAGAAGUACAAUCUUGAUUAUUUAUUCCUAAAAAUAUUUACGUGAAACAUUUAUCAAGUUACGAAGAUGUACAUUAUUUGCCUUAGAAUAUUUAUGAUAUAACAUAAUUCUGUUUAAAAAUUCGGCACCGUUUUGUGCUUCGAAUAUUUCGAAAAUUAAUUAGACGCGUACUUAAGCCAAGAAUAUUACGUAUUACACGUAAAGACGGAUAAAGUGCUCGAUUUUUUACCUACGAAUCCUUUGAAAAUAAUAAUGAAAUUUUGUUAAUGAAAUGAUGAAUAAGACGAUUCACGAUAUGUUUCUAAUGCCGCUUAUGCAAAUUACAAACGUACUAUCUAAACGAGUUAUAGGCAAAGAUUGAAAUUAUUCAGCCAAAUCACAGAGACACGUUCAUGUUCGUUGCAACAUGUUAUACCUUUUAAUCGCUUCUCGCCCCCAAUUCUUGCCUCGAAAGUAGCGUCGACUUUCAUUCAUCUAAUACGGCAUUCUAAUGUUAGAAACAAUUUAUUUAUAGAGACUAAACGUUGACGUUCGUUCGUCGAUCGAUGCUUUCUUUUCGCGCUUUUGGUGCCCUGUGUAUACGUAUGCAAAGUAGCAGAAGAAGCUAGAAAAAAAAAAAAAGAGAAAGAACUAGAAAACGGAAAAAAAGUAUUACGUCCCCGUUACCUUUUCCCCAAGUGACCUAGAAGAAGAAGAAGAAGAAGAAGAAGAAGAAGAAGAAGAAGAAGAAGAAGAAGAAGAAGAAGAAGACGAAGAAGAACAGAUUAGGAACGCUUCAAAGAAAAGAAGAAAAGCGUAGAAAAAGGAAAGAAUCAUUGUACAUAGUCCGCUGUUCGCCAGUUUCUUUUUCUUCUGUAGAAUUCUGCGAGCGCCGCGUUUCCCUCAACUCGAUCUUUUUUUUAAUCGUAUCCCGUAUAGAAUUGCUGCAUUUAACGCCACCUAUAAACCCGAAACAACGAUUUUCUCUUCCCCUCGAUGUACAGGAAUCCGUAGCGUGAGAUAUCGCAUAUUCGAUUUUUUCAAACAUCAUCGAUUUAUCCGGAAUUGGCUGAGAAUGAUUCAUUCUCACGCUAGAGAGGUUACUGCAUCGACGCCUAAGUUAUCUGCAGAAAUUUAUAUAUUAUAGUAAUUAUUAUUAUUAUUAUAUUAUUAUAUUAUUAAUAUUAUUAUAUUAUUAAUAUUAUUAUUAUUAUUAUUAUUAUUAUUAUUAUUAUUAUUAUUAUUAUUAUUAUUAUUAUUAUUAUUAUUAUUAUUAUUAUUAUUAUUAUUUUUAUUUGUACGUAGCGAAAACAAAUUAUAAAUUAUGUAUAUACACCAUCGAUAGAUUGAAUUACAUCAUUAAAC
This is a messenger RNA of Bombus huntii, 15140 nucleotides long. It is a transcript of the gene hh, whose product is annotated as sonic hedgehog protein. The coding region runs from base 10618 to 11949 and encodes 443 amino acids. NCBI's taxonomy places the organism in Eukaryota, Metazoa, Arthropoda, Insecta, Hymenoptera, Apidae. Gene Ontology annotation, molecular function: calcium ion binding; patched binding. Gene Ontology annotation, biological process: regulation of gene expression; multicellular organism development; cell fate specification. The record is from RefSeq and is a predicted model, not a curated record. The transcript is spliced from 14 exons.